Molecule: messenger RNA, 756 nt
Organism: Penicillium longicatenatum
Lineage: Eukaryota; Fungi; Ascomycota; Eurotiomycetes; Eurotiales; Aspergillaceae
Product: MMtag domain-containing protein
Exons: 2
Coding region: 1-756 (251 amino acids)
Source: RefSeq, a predicted model, not a curated record
AUGGAUUUGGUUGCAGGUAUACGCAAAGAAGGCAGCCGUGGCGGCCGCACCGAGUUCAAAUGGUCGGACGUUCAGGGUUCCACCCAUCGCGAGAACUACCUGGGCCAUUCGGUAAUGGCCCCGGUAGGUCGCUGGCAACAAGGCCGAGAUCUCCAGUGGUAUGCGAAAGGUGAUGUUGAAGAUGAAGAGGAAAGAGUCCGUCAGGAGCGCGAAGAACGACAACGAGUCAAGGAUGCGGAAGAGGAAGCAAUGGCCCUUGCACUUGGACUACCGGUGCCGUCGAAAAGCGACGCAAAUGCGAAUAUGGUGCCAUUAGGAGGAGGGAAAAUGGCAGAUAAAGACGGGGAUAAGGAUAUUAUGGACUCUGGGAAAUCGGAAAGAGAAUCACGGGGAAGCCGACGGCAUGGUCGCAGUCGCAGUCCACGCCGGGAAAGGCGACACGAGCGCAGUGUUGACCGUGGUCGUGAUCGUGAUAGAGAACGAAGACACCGCAGGCAUCAUCAUUAUGGCGAGCGAGACCGAGACCGUGAUCAUCAUCGCCGCAGCAAAAGGCACCGCUCACGAUCACCGUCCCGAUCAGGUGCCAGGGACCACCAUCGCGAAAGGAGACGGGCCCCUUCACGGUCUCGGAGUCGCCAGGGCCGCAAGGAUGAGGGUACUGUGAGGCUCGGUCGGGCCGGACGUAGCUACUCGCCGGGCAAUCGCAGACGUUCUCCCGAGCGACGUAGGGAUCGUGACUCCGACCGACGACACUGA